AUGGCAAUGAUCAGCACGGCCGCGCAAGCUAUAUCCCCCACCGCCUCAUUGAUCAAAACCCCAUCGGACCUGCACGGCUCGCUGGUCGGGUCUUACGAGGAAUCCAUUCUAACCGGCCGGAUGUCCUCCUUACCAUCCAAACCCAUCCUGUUCCUCGCUGAAAUUGGGGUUGUGGGUCAUGGAAAGUGCCCACCGGGAUUGAGGUGCCCGCCGCAUGUGUCUGCGCCGUUCAACGCGUUCUACUAUGAGGUUGGGGAAGAGGAGAGCGUCACACCUUAUGUCGGAUGUGUGGACGUUGCCGCUGCUGCUUCUGCCAGCGCCAAUGCAUUGCAAGAAGCAGCAUCAAGGGAUGCAAUGGGGAUCGACGUCGCUGGUGUGUCGAAUCGUCACAACGGCGACAACCCAAGACGACCCAAAAGGGAUGGAUACCGCAUUCCGCCGAAAGGACAGCUUCAGAUCGUGAUCAAGAACCCGUCGCGCACGGCCAUCAAGUUGUUCUUGCUACCGUAUGAUUUCCGCGAUAUGCCGCCGAACAGUAAGACGAUCCUAAGGCAAAAAUCUUACUCGUUCUCCGGCACGCCUGGGACAAGCACGAGUUCGGUUCCUAGCACGCCUAUUUCCCACCAGAAAAGCGGUACGGCGUCAGUUUCGACUACGACAACCGCAGCGGGAGUUCGCCACCACUCCAAGGACCCUUUUGAAUCCACGAAUACCCAUCUUGCACCCCACAGCACAGAAGCUAAACCACCGCGCCCGCACUCCGCCUCCGUGACACCCACCCACCACGCCAAACCACCCAUCCACCCCUCCACGACUCCAUCCACAACCACCACCCCGUCGCCAGCAAAACAACACCUCCGCUACGCAAUCCACAUCCCCAUCUUCCGCACCGCCAAAAGCGUCUACAUCGGCCCGACUCUCCGCGUCGUCUUCUCCCACCGCGCGGUCGACGGCGACGAGAAGGUGGUGGUUGUCAGUGAAGGGUUUGGCACCGGCGAGGGACGAUAUGUCGCUUUUGGGGCGGGCUUCAGGUGA
Fimicolochytrium jonesii is the source of this 1035-nucleotide messenger RNA. RefSeq lists its product as uncharacterized. The record is from RefSeq and is a predicted model, not a curated record. NCBI's taxonomy places the organism in Eukaryota, Fungi, Chytridiomycota, Chytridiomycetes, Spizellomycetales, Powellomycetaceae. The transcript has a single exon. The coding region runs from base 1 to 1035 and encodes 344 amino acids.